CGGUCCGACCCGCCCGCCGUCCGCGCGGGCCCCUGAACCCACUUCCGCCGCCACCCAGCGCCUAUGCACUUCUCGCCGGCCGACCAUGCCCGCGGGCGUGCCCUUAUCCACCUACCUGAAAGUGUUCGCGGCCAGCCUCCUGGCCAUGUUCGCAGGCGCCGAGGCGGUGCAUAGGUACUACCGGCCCGACCUGACAAUACCUGAAAUUCCACCAAAGCCUGGAGAACUCAGAACAGAGCUUUUGGGGCUGAAAGAGAGAAAACAGGAACCUCCAGUUUCUCCGCAGUAGAAACUUCAUAAUAUAACUAUGCCGAGAAUUCUGUGAAUAAUAUUAUGUCUUAAAUAUGUGCUUUUUAAAUUUAUUGAGUCUAACUACUUGCUUCUCCUUAAGCACCUAAUCCAAUAUAACUACAAGAGGAGCUGCUCAUUGGAUAUUAACUGAUACAUUGAAGUUUAAUUAUGGUUUGACCAACAAUUCUCUUGAAAACUGCCAAAAUGCAUAUCAUCAGCUCCUUGAAUGUGGUUGGGAAGAUAUUUAGUCUUGACUGUUAUGUGAGAUAAGAGUAUUUGCACUAUCCUCUGCUGUUAUAAUUCUGGUUUACUUCUAUGAAUAUGCCUGACUAUAAUAGCAAGUGGGAAUUAUAAAUUAAGUAUAAUAAAAGUGAUAUUGACAAUACUUAUGGUGUUAAGUUAAUAUUUGUCUAAACAUUGGAAAGUACUAUUUGUACUAAACUGUAUUAAGUUAAAAUAUUUAAAGUUUGAAAUUCUUUUGGAAUUGUGUACAUAACAAAAUUAUAAUAUUUGUGACUUGGUCUGUCACAAGUUCCUUAUCCCCAAAUUUGAGAAACCCUCCAAAUUUAAGAAACCAAAGUAAAAUUGGCAUUUAAUUUUUCUUAUAAAACAUAUUUAAAAAUAACUAAAGAACUUAAAUGAAUAUUGUAUGGGUAGAAUUGUGUUCCCUAAAAAGAUGUUGAAGUCCUAACUGUUAACUGUAUUAACAGUACCUGUGAAUAUGACUUUAUUUGAAAGUAGGGUCUUUGCAAAUGUAACCAAGUUCAGAUGAGGUCCUUAGGGUCGGCCCCAAUCAAUAUGACUGUUGUCUUUAUAAGAAGAAAAUGUCAUGUAAAGACACAGACACAGAGGGAGAAUAUAUGUGACAACAAAGGCAUUGAUUGGAGUGAAGCAGCUGCCAGCCAAGGAACACCAAGGACUGAGGGCCAACACCAGAAGCUAGGAAAAGAUACCAGUGAUCCAGUUCCAGAAUGAAGGGCUGGGGCUUUGCUCACCUUUUGCGUGAAGAAAGGACCUGCCCCUCAGGGCCAGUUUGUGCACAAUGGGAGGACCCUUGUGCCAUGGAUGAAUGCAGUGGACCAUACUUUAGAAGCAUACCCAUACCUUCCUUUUACAGGUAUAGAGUAAACGGUCUGGCUACUGAGGGAAAGAGACAUGGCUUGAACCCAAGUCUUUUACUAGAUAAUGACUUCAUGAAGGUAAAAAAUAAAUUUUAUAAUAUUAAAAAUCUA
Messenger RNA from Galeopterus variegatus (Sunda flying lemur), 1523 nucleotides. RefSeq names its product chromosome unknown open reading frame, human C12orf73 (gene CUNH12orf73). Gene Ontology annotation, cellular component: mitochondrion. The record is from RefSeq and is a predicted model, not a curated record. The coding region runs from base 86 to 289 and encodes 67 amino acids. Gene Ontology annotation, biological process: mitochondrial respiratory chain complex III assembly. The transcript is spliced from 4 exons. NCBI's taxonomy places the organism in Eukaryota, Metazoa, Chordata, Mammalia, Dermoptera, Cynocephalidae.